UCUCGUGUCCUGCAUCUCGAACCCUCACAGCUGGUUUCACUACUGCCAGUAGCUGCUACAAAUUCCCGUCUUCAUACACAAAAUGCGUCUUGCCGCUUCUCUUCCUGUUACGGUUCUUCUUGCCGCCGCAAAGGUUACAAUGGCUACUCCCAGCCCCAGCAUCACUGCUGCUCCCACGGCCUCGAACGAUCUCCUCAACAUUGCCACAUCCGAAAAGCCCUCGGUAUUCACCACCAUCGCGUGCAGCCCCAAUGGAAACACUGAGGAGGCAGGUGAAUAUGUCGGACAUAAUUGCAAGGUUUAUGAGUACAGGCUCAAGGAGCUGGAGAGCGGUGCUGGGUUUGCUGUGCCGUUUCUGGGCAGUCUCUGGGGAAUGGCCGCAGCGGCUGUAAUAGCCAUGUUGUUUUGAGACAUUUACCGGUAUCACCAAACAAACCACCUGGAUCUGCCGCUAGGAGCAUGCAUGAGGGAAAAGAGAGCCGAAUCGGCUUGGAUGAGGAUCGUAUGUUAAAGGAGGCUGAGGCGGAAGAUCGGAAAUACCACCAUUUAAAC
Neurospora tetrasperma FGSC 2508 is the source of this 552-nucleotide messenger RNA. RefSeq lists its product as uncharacterized. The record is from RefSeq and is a predicted model, not a curated record. Bases 83 to 409 code for a protein of 108 amino acids. The transcript has a single exon. Lineage: Eukaryota; Fungi; Ascomycota; Sordariomycetes; Sordariales; Sordariaceae.